UAUUGGAUUUUUGUGCAGUAGCCCGCGUUCUCAGCGUGCCUCGCACAAUACACCGAACAGUCUGUCGCGAGACGUUGUGUUGUUCGCGUUCAUGCUAUGAACUAUUCUCUCGAGUAGUUAUGUGUGGUGGAUUUUAGUGGCGUUCGGUGCAGUUAAUUAUGUUUCAAGGAAUUACUGGAUGAUAUAUUUAUUUAGGAAUCGCAGUACUUUAAUGUUGCGAUGGAUACAGAGUGCAUUAAAAUAAAUGCGAUUUAAAUUAUCACCACAGAGACUCAGAUGAAGCAUGACGGUCCCCAUAGGCGAGGAUACGUGCCCGCGCUGUCAGAAAUGUGACAGGUGGAGGGGUGCGCCGGACUAUGUUCGUGAACCAAUGCUGCUCUGGGACCAAUUCCCAUGCCCACCACCAGUGGGAGACAAAGCCAAGCUUCUCCUUGAGUUAGAUUGGAAUGGACGCUUAGGGCCACAAUACGGAUGCCUCGCUUUCCGCCGCGUGGCGAAACGAUGCAAAGUGGAUGUGACUUCAUUGAAAUUACCAGACUCAUUGAACUCCUGUGAUAGCGUCUACUCCGUGCUCGGGUUGUGCGGAACUCAGUGUGUGAUAGCCAUUAUUCUUGCCUGCAUAUGCCUGCUGUUCGUCUGCAUCCUGGUUGUUGUGUGCUGCAGAUAUGUCCGCCGAGGCGACAAGAGCACCGUGCAAACCACUUGCACGAAGAUAGUGAGUGCCGACGAUCCCAGCCUCCAUACGCAGCUGAGCCGCUACUACGUACAGAGUCAGUACUACUAUAGAGCGGGAAACAUUCCAGAGCGCCGCGGCCUCCCGUUUGAGGUUCGAUCGACGGAGAACGGCGUAGAAGCGAGGCUCAUCCAAGCAAUACAGCAAGUGCCAAUCCACCAGGAAUACCCGUUUGACGAGACGUGUUCCCAGUGCCGACACAAUGCCUCCCGCCAGAGCACACUGAGUACCAACCGAAGCCGACAGGGGUACGAGCGGAUCUACUGGCGAGACAAGGAGGCCAUGUCCAAACAUGACCCGUCUAGCGAUUCUCUGAUUCACCGCCGGCAAUCCGACAGACAAAAGUCCGUAGCGGGCAGCUCAUCCGAUAUGUCGCAUUAUUACGACUACAUAAGUGAUACACCGCCAUACGAUAGCGGGACUGUCUGUAGCAGACGGUCAAAUCAUUCCAUUUUGUACAUACCAAGAAACGCAUCUGCCACUUUCAAAGAUUCCCUUUCGCAUUAUAACGAUUCACGGUGUUCAAACGAAGACCGCAGUUCACUGCAUUCGCGAUAUACGAACAAAGAAAUAGUUCCUUUGAAAAGCGAAGUAAUCGGUAGCGAUGGCUCUAGGGACGGCAGACAAAAUCUUCCAUUAUACGGCGGAUCGUUGAAAGGACAUUAUUGUUCGGACAGUGGAAUUGUACCAGACCGUGAUCGCCUACCCACGUCGUUCGAGGAAACCACACUUAAUGCAUGCUCAACACAACAAUAUAUUGCAGACGAUACGACGGCCCGUGUUCCUAUGAAGGGCUAUAAAUACACAUACAAUCCUUACUUCGACGAAGAUACUACGACGACAAGCAGAAAUAACAUAAGUUCUAGCCCCGGCACGCCUAGUUCUUGUAUGGAAUUAGAGGGGGCCAUGUGCACACGAGACCAAUGUGAUACUAGUUCUAGUCCAAAUAGCAUUAAACUCAAGGUUAAAGGGUCGCGGGCAUCAAGCUUAAGGUCGAAUAGGAAUUCAGAUAGCACAUCACUUAGUGAUAGUGCCUCUGUAACUAAUAUACAUAGUACACCGAGGACGAAUGGUACAUUUUACAAAUCAAAGCGACCUAAAUAGUUUGUUUUAUAUUAAUAUGUUUCAAUUGAAAUUUGUUUCUUAUGUUUUCUUUUCAUGAUGUUUUGAAUAUUAAAUAUGUUAUUAUGUCUGUU
This is a messenger RNA of Dreissena polymorpha, 1929 nucleotides long. RefSeq lists its product as uncharacterized. NCBI's taxonomy places the organism in Eukaryota, Metazoa, Mollusca, Bivalvia, Myida, Dreissenidae. Bases 284 to 1837 code for a protein of 517 amino acids. The transcript has 4 exons. The record is from RefSeq and is a predicted model, not a curated record.